AUGAAUUACACUCUAGAGGAAAAACCUAGGAAGUACGACGGGCGUUCUGUUGCUGAGCACCGGUUCCAUUCAAAGUGCGAGUCACUUUUAUUUGGAGUUGGAACUUUUGCGUCGGCAGGUAUUGCAACAAAGUACAAGCUCAUUCGGAAGAUCGGGUCAGGUUCUUUUGGAGACAUUUAUGUUUCUAUCAAUGUCACGAAUGGAGAGGAAGUUGCCAUAAAAUUAGAAAGCAACAGGGCUCGCCAUCCGCAACUACUUUAUGAAUCUAAAGUGUAUCGCAUCCUUCAAGGUGGUGUCGGAAUUCCCCAUAUCCGUUGGUAUGGUACUGAACGCGAAUACAACGUCCUGGUUAUGGAUUUGCUCGGGCCUUCUCUUGAAGAUCUAUUCAAUUUCUGCUCGCGAAGAUUCACAAUGAAGACCGUAUUGAUGCUUGCUGAUCAGAUGAUUGGACGUAUCGAAUAUGUGCACGUUAAGAACUUCAUUCAUCGUGAUAUCAAACCUGAUAAUUUCUUGAUGGGGAUCGGGCGACACUGCAACAAAUUGUUCCUCAUCGACUUUGGACUUGCAAAAAAGUUUCGAGACUCACGCACCAGAACACACAUUCCCUACCGAGAGGAUAAAAAUCUAACGGGUACAGCACGAUAUGCCUCCAUCAAUGCUCACCUUGGAAUAGAACAGAGCAGAAGGGACGAUAUGGAGUCACUGGGCUAUGUGUUAAUGUAUUUCAAUCGCGGAACUCUACCUUGGCAAGGUCUUAAAGCGGCAACCAAGAAACAGAAAUAUGAAAAAAUUAGUGAAAAAAAAAUGUCGACGUCUGUGGAGAUGUUAUGCAAAGGUUUUCCCGCGGAAUUCCCCAUGUACUUGAACUACACCCGGGGACUUCGUUUUGACGAGGCGCCUGACUACAUGUACCUUCGUCAACUUUUCAGAAUUCUUUUCCGCACACUGAACCAUCAGUACGACUACACUUUUGACUGGACGAUGUUGAAGCAAAAAGCAUCACAGUCGCAAAAUACCAUGCUCCAACCAGGAGCCAGUGGUUCUCAGCAGCCGAUGCCGAUCGUUUCACCUGCUCCUCCACAGCACUUUGCUGCUUCGCUGAAGCGUCAGCUGGGCGCUUUGGAACGUAGCAUAGAGAUGAGUGCCCCAUACACAUCACCACUUCUGGAGACGGGACAGGAAUCAGCGGAUGCGGUGCAGAAUACUCAUGAAGGCGAAAAAGCCACCGAAAAUGAGGCUGAAAAAGUUGGGCGACAACUUGUGGUGAAAGCUAAGCUCGCCGUGGAAUGGCUGCUUAGUUUGGGAAAAAAUCUUUUUGCCACUCCAGCAUGUGCACUGCCUCAGUACCCUGCACACUGGGCUCUGCCGUCUCAGACUUGGGACGGUAUUUCGACCGCUGAGAGGCGAUCAAAUCUCAGGUUACUCAGGACGUCAUUGAUUCUGGACCAAGGCGACACACGUACGACUCGCCAUGGAGACUGUCUCAGACUGUGUACUUACAACGCGAGAACAGUUUCCACAGACGCUGACCUGCAUGCCCUUCUCGGAGCUGCAGAGCGUAUCAAAUUUCAUGUGAUUGCUCUGCAGGAGACCAAGUGCAGAAGAAGCGACGUACGACAGAUGAAUGACGGUACACUCGUCAUUCGUGGAGAGAAGUUUCCGUCGCGAAAUGUAGGCGGUGUUGGUUUUGUUGUGCACCCAUCUGUCGUCCAUCUCGUCGAUACUCACGAGAUCCUGUCACCUCGUCUGGUCAUUCUUCGCCUCCGCCCUCUGCGCCAAAAAUCCAUCAGUAUCAUCAACUGCUACUCACCAACAUCAGCAGCUGAUGAAUCCGAAUUGGACGCGUUUUAUGAGGAGCUGAAGGAACUAGUCCGCAACGAGAAGUCCUUCUACAAAUUCCUCGUCGGAGACUUCAACGCAAAAGCCACAGAAGAGGAAUACAGGAUUGGAAGAUUUGAACUAGGAGACCGGAAUGAAAAUGGCAAUCGUCUCGCCGGGCUGUUGUCCGCCGCUCGCCUUUUUCAUGGGAACUCUCUUUUCAUGAAAAAGAUCAUCGUCGGUGGACAUGGAAGUCGCCCAAUGGCGCAACUCGUGCGGAGAUCGACCACAUACUCAUCAACCGGAGGUGGUGUCUACUUGACGUCUCAGUAG
Molecule: messenger RNA, 2151 nt
Organism: Necator americanus (New World hookworm)
Lineage: Eukaryota; Metazoa; Nematoda; Chromadorea; Rhabditida; Ancylostomatidae
Exons: 14
Coding region: 1-2151 (716 amino acids)
Biological process (GO): negative regulation of canonical Wnt signaling pathway; signal transduction; peptidyl-serine phosphorylation
Cellular component (GO): cytoplasm; nucleus
Molecular function (GO): ATP binding; protein serine/threonine kinase activity
Source: RefSeq, a predicted model, not a curated record